Messenger RNA from Hordeum vulgare subsp. vulgare (domesticated barley), 870 nucleotides. Its product is annotated as heavy metal-associated isoprenylated plant protein 39-like. The record is from RefSeq and is a predicted model, not a curated record. Lineage: Eukaryota; Viridiplantae; Streptophyta; Magnoliopsida; Poales; Poaceae. The transcript is spliced from 2 exons. Bases 309 to 641 code for a protein of 110 amino acids.
CACGCACGCCGUCCCUCCACAUCAACCCACAAAUUUCAUCACCUUGCCGGCGAAGCCCUCUGUUUGGCCGCCGGCGCUAUGAAGGUGGUGCUGAAGCUGGACCUGCACGACGACAGGCAGAAGCAGAAGGCGCUCAAGGCCGUCUCCGGUCUCCACGGUGCUCCUCUUCUCCCCUGCUUAUUCUCUCCAUUUGCGUCGUGCCUUGCUCUGCUUCGCCUCGCGUAAUCGUGGAGUGGAGGGAGCUGGCGGCCAUAAUUUUUAGUCCGUGCUGACGAUGAGUACUCGCUACGUGCCCAGGGAUCGACCUGAUGAGCGUGGACAUGAAGGACCAGAAGAUGACGGUGGUCGGCAGCAUGGACCCCGUCGACGUCGUCGCCAAGCUGCGCAAGUCCUUCCCCGGGGCGCACAUCGUCUCCGUCGGCCCGGCCAAGGAGGAGAAGAAGGACGACAAGAAGGACGGCGCCGGCGGGGACAAGAAAGACGGCGGCGGGGGCGACAAGGACAAGAAGGACGCGAGCAAGCAGGUGGUGUACGCGGCUCCCUACUGGUGCCCGCCGCCGCCGCAGCAGCAUCACCACCCGCACCCGUACUACUUCGUCCGCAGCGCCGAGGAGGACCCCAACUCCUGCGUCAUCUGCUGAUCCCCAUGGCCUUGUACAUUUCCAGCUGGCUUGCCCGCGUGCGGCUCACCGGCGAUCACCGGUCGCGAGCUGCUCCGGUGGUUGCUCCACUAGUCCACUCGUCAGCCUGCCUGCGGCAGCGGUCGCUAUAUGAUCCCUAGAUGUGCUUUGUCUUGUUUAUUUUUCUUGUAUAAGUACGCGCAUCUCUUGAGCUUAUGAUGUAGAGAGCAUAUAUAUGGAAUCAAAUAGC